Molecule: messenger RNA, 2328 nt
Organism: Python bivittatus (Burmese python)
Lineage: Eukaryota; Metazoa; Chordata; Lepidosauria; Squamata; Pythonidae
Gene: PRUNE1
Product: prune exopolyphosphatase 1
Cellular component (GO): cytoplasm
Molecular function (GO): exopolyphosphatase activity
Source: RefSeq, a predicted model, not a curated record
GCGGGGAGGGAGCGAGGGUGUCCCGAGCCAUGGAGAGCUUCCUGGGAGGAUGCAGGGCCGCCCUUCAGGUGAGCAAGAAUGCCCUCUUUUGCUCCAGACUCCCUAGACAUACCCCUCCUCUGGAAACUCUCUGUUUUCCACAGAGCAGGCCCGUGGCUGCGCGCAUAUCUCCAGGCGAAGCUGUUCAGAGCCAGAAGGAAGUCCACGUGGUGCUGGGGAAUGAGGCUUGUGAUCUGGACUCCACGGUGUCCGCCUUGGCCCUCGCCUACUUCCUGGCCAAGACAUCUCCGGACUCAAAGGCGGCCUUCAUUCCCGUCCUCAACAUCCCCCGUGUAGACUUCCCGCUACGUACGGAGAGCACCUUCCUCCUCCAGCAGCAACGCAUCCCCGAGAACCUCCUCAUCUUCCGGGAUGAGAUCGAUCUGGCUGCUUUGCACCAGGCGGGCCUGCUGUCCCUGACGCUGGUCGACCACCACAUCUUGCCAAGCAGGGACGCAGCGCUGGGGGCGGCGGUGGUCGAGGUGGUGGACCACCGCCCCCUAGAGAGGCGGAGGGCCCCUCCCUGCAGAGUCACCGCCGAGCUGGUGGGCUCCUGCACCACCCUAGUGACCGAAAGGAUCCUGCAGGGGCCGGUGCGCACGUUGAACAGCCAGGUGGCUGCUCUGCUGUAUGGAACCAUCUUGCUGGACUGUGUGAACAUGGCUGCCGAAGCAGGCAAAGUGACGCCAAAGGACACCCAUUACGUCUCUCUUCUGGAAUCGAUGUUCCCUGAGCUGCAGACGAGGAGCCUCGUCUUUGACGCCCUGCAGAGAGCCAAGUUUGAUGUCUCAGGCCUCACCACGGAGCAGAUGCUGCGGAAGGACCUUAAGAGCCUGGCCGGCAAAGGAACAGCGGUGGCCAUCAGCGCCAUCUAUGUAGCUCUUCAGGAUUUCUUGCACCGUCCUGGGCUGGAGCAGGACCUGGGCGCCUUCUGCCGCCAAAGGGGCUACGACGUGCUGAUCGCCAUGACCAUCUCCUUCGGUGCCCGCAACGAGCCAUUCAGGCAACUGGCGGUGUACAGUCAGCAGGCUGAGCGCCAGGCAGCGGUUUGCCAAGCCUUGGAGCGCUCCAGCAGCCCCUCCCUCAGCCUGUCCCGCCUCGAGAGCCCCUGCCCCACCAUCCGCGCCUACCACCAGGGCAACACAACCGCCUCCCGCAAGAAAGUCCUUCCAAUCGUCCAAGAUUUCCUGAGGCAGCGGGCUGGACACCAUCCUGCCGGCCCCAGCAUGCAGCCAGACCUCUCAGGCUGCGGCCCUCCCACCAGGGUGGACCCCCAAGGUGCCGGAAGCCGUGGCCCGGACCGCAACGUGGCUGUGAACAACCCCCCGAAGCCUCACCGCCUGGGGGAGGACGUGGCGGAUGACGACACCCCACUGCCGCCAACCCCGGUGAACAGCCUCGUGGACGAGUGCCCCCUGCACCAGGGCCUCCCCCAAGUCUUGCCCGAGGCCAUCUUCGAGAAGGUCACCCGCAUAGCCACCGAUCGCUCUUUGGCCCACCAGAGCCCUGAAAAGAAGUGAUUCUGGGCACGCCCUGGGCACCUCCGAAUUCAGGGGGACUCUCAGCGAGCGGGAGGCUGGCCGCAGAGGGCCGGGAACCCCCUUUGCUUGAAUUAAUUCAUUGUAUGACAUGAUCCAUGAUUAAUCCCCAUUGCAGCGAAUAGAAAGGAAGGGUGGGGUGGGGGCUACUUAACUCAGCAUUCACCACCACCAUUCAGGGGCAGGGUCGAGAUUAAAUUGACUGCCCGCUGCGAAAUUGCAGAAUGCAGGGUGGGGCAGUUGGAUGCUCUGGGGGGGAAAACCGGUGGGCGCAGCGUUCCAGCACCCCAAACCCAAAUCCUUUCUCUUGUGCAUCCUUCAAAAUGGUUCCAAUUGAUUGUGAGGACAGGAUAUUGAAUUGUCCAGACAUGCUUUCCCUGGUGGGGGGGGGGGGACUUAGUUCAAAUGCUGUUUAUGCAAGGAUGACGCACUUUCAGCCCCACCUAAACACGUUCCAGAGCUGCAUUUUUAAACUGUUCUUGUUUUUUGCACAAGCUGAGAGUGCAAAAAACUCCCAUUAACGGGGACCGAGUUCUGAGGGUGGAUUUCAGAAGGUCUCCAUCAAAUUGAGGACGGAGGGGGACCCGACGUGUCCACGCGUGAAAUGUAAACAGUUCUGUUUUGCUCUCUGGAUCGCAAGCGUGUCGCAGAAGUGCUCCAGCAGAGUUCACCCCUGUGCAUUUUCUGUUAGGCUGAGUAGAAUGAGACUUUGGCUAAUGCCUCCCUAGUGAAUAAAAGCACUUGUAUCCUG